GAAUACGUUCCGCUUCUCCAAACGAAAUGACAACAGAAAAUUUGGAACAAUUCAACGCCGAUGAGCUGGAGGCCCCAGAGUGGCUGAAUGCUGAUUUUAUAGGCGAAAUCCUGAGCACGUCUGAGGAAGCGCCAGAACUGAAGGUAACCGAUCUAAAAAUAUCCCCUGCGAGUGCCCAGGGAGAUCACUAUGCGAGUGUCAUGUUCCGCACCCAAGUGGAGUACACAACCCGUAAAGGCGUGUUUACCAAGCCACUGAUCAUCAAGACAAUGCCCGAACAAGAGGGCCACAAAAAGGACAUGCUGAGUGAAUCUCAUUUCUUCGAAACAGAGAUCGGAAUGUACAGCAAAGUCCUGCCGGAAUUCCAGAGGAUACUGAAGCAGGCGGGAGAUGACACAAGGCUAUAUGUGCCGUGCAUCUAUCACAGUCUUGAACCACACCAGGUUAUGAUCUUUGAGGAUCUAGUGCCGCAGGGAUACACCGUCAUACGGGAUCGUCCGGUGAGGGAGGAGGAACUCUGCAGAGCCUACUCGAAGCUGGCCAAAUGGCAAGCCGUCAGCAUGAAACUGCUCAAUGAGCAACCCGAUUUUCUGAAGGACUUCAAAUAUGGUUUUUUUGACACCGUAGGAAGCGAUCCUUUCAUAACAACGGCAAUGCCUCCCUUCAUUGAAAUGCUGGAGCGAUGGCCAGAGCUGAGAAAGUACAAGCCGCACUUUGAGAAAAUAAAAGAUACCUACUUGGACACGGUACAAACCGUUUUGCAAGAGUAUCGCACCAAUCCCCAAUCUGAUGGAUAUUACGUGCUAUGCCAUGGAGACUUCCAUCUGCGGAACAUGAUGUUCAGGCACAACAAGGAGACGGGCGACUCCGAAGACGUUAUGCUGGUGGACUUUCAAAUGUGUAAUAACUGCCCCAUAGCCGUGGACUUGAUAUACUCCAUCCACAUGCUGAUGGAGCCAGAGCAGCGUUGGAGCCAAGGCGAAAAGUUGAUCAACUAUUACUUCUCUGUGUUGGUCGAUACCCUGCAGAAAGUGGGAUACAAAGGUGAAAUGCCCACACUAGCGAAGCUCUGGCAGGAGAUCCAUAGACUGAAAUAUUAUGACUUGUUCAUGAUGUUUACUUUACUUCCAUUAAUCUUGGGCAUCAAAACGAAUUCUUUUAGCAUGAAUGAUCUGCUUCAAGAUGGAGCAACGCGUGAGAAGACCUACCAUCAGGAUGUGUACGUCAAGGAUAUCAAGAAUUUAUUGCCCAAAUACGAGAAAAUUGGCUACUUUAAGGAUCUAUAGGUAAUAUUUUUUUCAUGUUUUAAGGAAAGAAUAAAGUGAACAAUGAAAGCUGCAA
This is a messenger RNA of Drosophila obscura, 1341 nucleotides long. RefSeq lists its product as uncharacterized. The coding region runs from base 27 to 1286 and encodes 419 amino acids. Lineage: Eukaryota; Metazoa; Arthropoda; Insecta; Diptera; Drosophilidae. The record is from RefSeq and is a predicted model, not a curated record. The transcript has 3 exons.